AUGUCACCACCCAAUAUACUCCAAACAUCUAUCAUUUCGGGAGCUCCUCCAGUCAUGGUCGAUCAAUCAAGCGCCGAAAAGGCAACCCAAAAAUCCUCAUCUGGUUCAACCCCUGCCACCAACUCUCCGAACACUUUCCUCAAGAUUAUCGAUAUGCCCCCCAACGAAUCUAUCAAAAGCUCCAACAAGAAGACAGCCCAUUCCUACAAUUCUCCCACUACAAGAAACGGAAAUUAUUCAGCAGUCAUGGCGCUCCUGGAGAAGUCGGGCUAUGGUAGUGCAACAAGCAAGGCGAUCUCUAAUGCGAGUAAUGAGGAUAGAGUUGGAUAUACUAAGGUUGCGAAGGAGGACAAGGAUACGUCUGAUAUUACUGGAAAACUUGGCACUAUGGGCGUUUGA
Hymenoscyphus albidus is the source of this 399-nucleotide messenger RNA. The record is from the annotation of a GenBank genome assembly. Lineage: Eukaryota; Fungi; Ascomycota; Leotiomycetes; Helotiales; Helotiaceae.